This is a messenger RNA of Cataglyphis hispanica, 4964 nucleotides long. RefSeq names its product recQ-like DNA helicase Blm (gene Blm). Gene Ontology annotation, biological process: DNA replication; double-strand break repair via homologous recombination. Bases 478 to 4590 code for a protein of 1370 amino acids. NCBI's taxonomy places the organism in Eukaryota, Metazoa, Arthropoda, Insecta, Hymenoptera, Formicidae. Gene Ontology annotation, molecular function: four-way junction helicase activity; ATP binding; nucleic acid binding. The record is from RefSeq and is a predicted model, not a curated record. Gene Ontology annotation, cellular component: nucleus; cytoplasm; chromosome. The transcript has 15 exons.
GGCGUCAAAAUGGUUCAAUCUCAUCUCGAUUAAUGGCGGGAGAGCCAAAUCGCAUCGUGCAAAUUAAUGACACUCAUUUUUCAUGUCGUUAUAAUUCAUAUUCUCUACAACCACGAUUAUUUGAUAGUUAAUUAUUUAAUAUCGUUAUUCCAUGUCAAUAUAUAAUAUACUUUUCUAACCUAAAUAUUGUCCGCAAUGUAUAUUUGUCUGUUUGUUUUUUCUUUAUAUUGUUUCGCGUUUAUGCGUAAUUCUAAAAUUUUUUAAACAUAUAUACGUUUUGUACUGUCGAAACCAUACUUUACUGGUAAAAUAUUCUAUCUCUGCUCUUUAUACUACCCAGAGCACGGACUUAUAUCAGAGUGAUAUAAAUAAAAAAAAAGUGUUUGUGUAUAUAAUAUUUGUCUCAAAGAAAUAAGAUAAUUCGAAUGAAACAUAUUACGUGUAUAAAUUUCUUGCGGUUUAAAAAUUUUACUAAUAAUGUCAAAGAAAAUAGUGCUUGGUCAAAAAAAUAUUCAAUCUACAAUUGAGGGAUUUUUAACAAAAACAACAAAUAAAAACAAUAUUCUGCAGUCUAGCACACCAAAAUCAGUGAAAGAAGAGAAAAUUGAUUUAAAUGAUGAAUCUUUGGAUGAUUUAUAUCCUGAUAAACAAAGAAAAAUGGCUGGAGAUUUAAUAACAAUAGAUACAAUAAUAGAUCUUGAUAAUUCAGAUAGUUCAGACUCGUGCAAAAAUCCAUUUACGACACAAGCAAGUAGAAUUUGCAAUAUAUCUGAACCGUAUUAUAUUGAAAGUUCAAUAGAGGAAAAAGAGAGGAUUGAAAAAGAGACCAAAUCUUCAAAUCUAUUACAGAACAAUACAGAAGAAUACUCUAUAAAAACUUCUUUUAUUCCUGAAUCCUCUGACAGUGAAGAAGAUAAAAAAAACAUUAGAAAAUGUUUUCACUUAAAUCGAAAGCCAAAUAAUGCAUUAGUAGAAAAAGAUGAGAUAAGACAGCCUAUUGUAUCAGAAAUCAAUCGCUAUACUGAGUCCAACAGCAAAUACGUUCCUUCCAAUAGUCCAACAUUGUUGAAUAAAGAAAAACCUAAUGAAGCCACUAAUACAAUAUCAAAAGGCACAGAAAAUGAGCACCUACGGACUCCUAAGAAACACAUUAAUAAACAAAAAGCAAAUAAUUUAAUUUUAGAUUCUGAUACCGACAGUCCUCGCUCAAAGUAUAGUAGCAAAGGAUCACCAAGAAAAGAAUGGGUAGGACCUGAUAUUACAUUGAAUCUCAAAGAUUUAGGUUUUAAUAAGUGGUUGAAUUCAUGGAUUGAAUCUAUUCGAAAGGAACCAAUAAUGUCUACAAUACCUAUUACAAAGGAUAAGUUGUUAGAAAGACGCGAUAGUUUAAAGGAUCUUCAAAUUGAGAUUCUUGACAAAUUUUGUAGUGCUCUCGAAUUGAUUCCAUUACCAAUACUAGAACAAUUUCCAAAGUUUGAUCUCGAUUCUUUCAAGAAAUUACAAGGUUUACAUCGACAUGUAAAAGCUAAAUUGCGUUUAAUGCAGACAAAAUUAUCAAAGCUACAAAAAGAAGAUGAAAAAGAUGUAUCUGUAUCUUUAGAAACUCCUGAAUCUGUGUCAUCAAACUCAAUGGAGAGACCAAUUUCACAUAUCUCUGAAAGUUGCCUGAUAAAUAAUGAUUUUGAUACAUCGAGUACUUUAAUAUCUAAAACAAUAGCUUUUCAUGAAAAUUUAUCAAAUAUAAUGGAAUCACAUACAAAGGAGCAUGAUAGUAAUAUGGAAUCCAUAAUAGCGAUCAGGUCAUCUGAAACCACAAUUCCAAGUAAGAAGAGCACUUUCCAAUUGAAAAGACCUAUCAAAACAGUAUUAGGGACCGAAGUUUCUAAAACGAUAGCAGAGAUGUGGGAGAAGGAUCAAAUGUCAAAGACAAUGAAUUCUUCAGAUUCUGAAUAUGUUUCCAUAUCCACAAAGGAUACAUUUAAUAACAGUAUUAAGACACCACCAAAAACUGAAACAAAUAUGUCUAUGCAAAAAAACGUCAGGAGCAGUCCAAACAAUUGGAUUAGUAGUACUAAUAAGUCUCAAGGCAGUUAUACAGUUUCUGCGAACGCUAACAUUUUAACACAAGAGUUGGAAAAAUUUCCAGCAUUGGAAGAAAAUUGUAACAUAGAUAUAAAUGAUGAUUCUAUAGAUUGGCCUGAGACUCAUCGGGCGCAAAGUAGUAGUAAACACAAUGAUGUUAAUGCAAAAUCAAGAUUUGAAAAAAAUAGUGUGGAAUUUGGGAGAUUUACUGGUAAUUAUAAAAAUGAUGGUGUUAGUGGAGAAUUUGAUAGUUUAACCUAUUCACAUUCACAAGAAAUGUUAAAGAUAUUUCGACAAAGAUUUGGCUUAUAUAUAUUUAGGCCAAAUCAAUUGCAAGCUAUUAAUGCAACUUUAUUGGGAUUUGAUUGCUUUGUAUUGAUGCCAACUGGAGGUGGAAAAUCUCUUUGUUAUCAAUUGCCUGCACUUUUAAGUGUUGGAUUAACAAUUGUUAUCUCACCGUUGAAAAGUCUUAUUUUAGAUCAAGUACAGAAGCUUACCUCACUCGAUAUUCCUGCAGCUCACUUAUCCAGUUCUAUAACAGAUAAUCAAGCAGAAGCAGUGUACAGGGAGCUCGCCAAAAAGGAACCUGUUCUCAAAAUAUUAUAUGUAACACCAGAGAAAAUCUCCGCUUCGCCAAAAUUGUGUAAUACCUUAACUAUUUUAUAUGAAAGAGAAUUGCUAGCAAGAUUUGUCAUUGACGAAGCGCACUGCGUUAGUCAAUGGGGUCAUGAUUUCAGACCAGACUACAAGCGAUUAAAAUGUCUCAGAGAUAAUUAUCCCAAAGUGCCAACAAUAGCUUUAACUGCAACGGCCACACCGCGUGUUAGAACAGAUAUUUUACAUCAGUUGGGUAUGACUAAUCCAAAGUGGUUUAUGUCGAGUUUCAACAGACCUAACUUGAGAUAUAGUAUAAUCUCAAAGAAAGGGAAAAAUUGCUCCGAUGAAGUUAUUGCUAUGAUAAUGACAAAGUAUAGAAACGCUUGCGGCAUUGUAUAUUGUUUAUCGCGCAAGGAUUGCGAUGAUUAUGCUACGCAAAUGAAAAAGAAUGGUAUCAAAGCGUUGAGUUAUCACGCGGGACUCACAGAUAAUCAAAGAAGCAGCUGUCAAGGAAGAUGGAUCUCUGACGAAAUACAUGUUAUCUGUGCGACAAUAGCUUUCGGAAUGGGCAUUGAUAAACCAAAUGUGCGAUUUGUAAUACAUGCUGCUCUACCAAAAUCCAUAGAAGGCUAUUAUCAGGAAAGUGGCCGCGCUGGUCGUGAUGGCGAGAUAGCAGAUUGCGUUUUGUUUUAUAAUUAUGCAGACAUGCACAGGAUCAGAAAAAUGAUCGAAUUGGAUAAUCCAAAUCCACAAGUCAUUAGUACACAUAUGGAUAAUUUAUUUAAAAUGGUAGCAUUUUGCGAAAAUACUACCGAUUGUCGUAGAUCACUGCAGCUUAAUUACUUUGGAGAAAUAUUUGAUAGACAACAGUGUAUCUCAAAUAAAACAACCGCAUGUGAUAACUGCAGAUGCAAGGAAGAGAUUACACAGCUGGAUGCAACUGAAGAUGCAAAAGAGAUUAUGAAAGCUGUACGAGAUAUUAACAACAGAAAGAAUUGUAAACUUACAUUAAUACUCUUAUCACAUAUUUUUAAGGGUAGCGAUCUUAAGAAGAUUAGAGAAACAGGUCUUACAAAACAUCCUCUAUAUGGUCGCGGAAAAUCGUGGGACAAAAAUAACAUAGAACGCCUUUUACAUUAUAUGGUAUUGCAAGAAUAUUUGCAAGAAGAUAUGUAUAUUAAUAAUGAAAUUGCUUGUGCAUAUUUAAAAAUUGGACCAAAAGCGGGUGAACUCAUGACGAGAAAAAAUGUAAAGGUACAAAUCCCAACAAGACAAUCAAAUAAAUCUACAGGUGGCAUGGCCACAGUUUCGACGGUCACAAAGAAAAUUGAUGGCAUUGUAAAAGAAUUGCAAGAUCGUUGCUAUGCCGAAUUAAUGACAAUAAUACGGGGGAUUGCUAGUACAUUGGAUGUUUCUGCUUCCUCUAUCAUGAAUAUGGUAGCUGUCAGAGCUAUGAGCCAGCGCUUACCAGAGACUGAAGAAGCCAUGUUACAAAUCCCACACGUUACUAAGGCUAACUUUGUUAAAUAUGGCAAAGCUCUCUUAGAAAUUACACAGAAAUAUGCAGCAGAAAAAAUUGUAUUGGAAAAUGAAAAUGAUGAAGAAGAACAAGAUAUUGAUGAUAAUGAUGACAGUAGUGCCUGGGAUGACAAUGUUUCCAACUAUUCUCGUAGUAGUACUAGCAAUCGUCGCGGUAAGAAACGGAAGAUUGGCAAUAGAUCUAACAGCACCAAUAAAAAGUAUAGACGAGGUGGCUCAAGCACUGGGCGAGGCAGAGGUUCAUCAAGAGGCACAUCAAAAAAUUUAGCAACAAAAUCUAAUGUAGCUACGAAGAAGAUGAUAGGACUUGCAAGUUUUAGUCAGACAAAACAAUAUCUCGCAAAUCCUAAUAGAUACAUGCAUAUUAGUUAAUUGUGUUUCUUUUUUCUAUCUCUGACAUAUUAUUUUCGGAAUUUGUGAUGCAUCUCUAAUUCCUAUACAGGUCUUGGGAUACACAAUGGCCAAAAUUAUCUAUGGCGUUUUAGCCAUUUUAUAGAAUAAAAGUUGAUAACGUUUCUGUAAACUAUGCAUUAUAUUUAUGUAUAUGCUCUAAGGAUUUAUGAGAAAAGUGUAUAUAAAAUGGUUUUUAUGAUAAAUGGUUUUUAUAAUAUUUUGUUUAAUAUAGCAAAUUUUGUUACACAUGCAAAGAGAUAGCAAGUUACAAUAUGCCAAAGCCAAAGUAUAUAUUUGACAAUGGGUCUGUUCUCUGAACUGGCUGUAUUAGUUCAGACCUUAUCUUUUUCUUU